UGCAUUUUUUAAUUUGAAGAAAUUGUAAUCCAAAAAAGUAUGUGGAAAAAAGACAAAAGAUUGAACAAAAAAAGAGAGGGUGAAAAAGGAAAAAAAAUGGAAGAUACAAAAUAAAUAGUUGUGAAUCUCCCCAUAAAAUGAAAAAGCCAAUUGUAAGAAUAGUUGUGAGGGGAAAAAGGUAAAAAAUUGAAGGGAAAAAAGAGAAUACAUUGAAAAAAGAUGAUGAAUGGGGGACUGAGAUGAAGGGAAGUUUGCAAAUGAUAUGAAAUUUUAUUUUUUUAGGAAGGAGUAUGUGUACUUCUUGCUACAUGUGUUUUCUGUUGGAGGCUGAAAUGGAUGUUGACCUAUGUAACAUCUAGAGGUUUGAGUUUUUUGGCUACCCUCUUGGAAGACAUAUCCACAUAUUUGAAAGAGCCAAGUCUAGUGGUUGGAAUGCAAAUUCUACUUGCUGAGUUUGAUUGCUGCUGGCUGGUGGUGGACCUUGUUACCUCAUGUUGUUGGGUGUUUAGCCUGAUGUGGUGAGGUGUCAUUACUUGCCUACAGCUAUAUGAUAUUGUUAUCCUGCAAUUGCCAAGAUCAAUGUUCAAGAACCCUUUGAGAAAUGUUUCCUUCCCAUGUUGUUGCGGCGCAGAUAUAUGCUGUACUUCUUUAGUGACCGUUCGCUUACAAAAGGUUGAUUAUGCUUGUACUCCCGAGGAGGUUCAGCAGCAUUUCCAAUCAUGUGGUACAGUUAAUCGGGUGACUAUAUUAACUGAUAAGUUUGGCCAGCCCAAGGGUUUCGCCUACGUGGAAUUCCUUGAGCAAGAAGCUGUUCAAGAGGCUCUACUUCUUAAUGAAUCUGAACUCCAUGGACGACAGUUGAAGGUUAUGGCCAAAAGGACCAAUGUUCCUGGAAUGAAGCAGUAUCGCGGAAGGCGUUUCAAUCCCUACCUAGGUUACAGAUCUAGGAGGCCAUAUGUUCCUCCAUAUUUCUACUCACCUUAUGGAUAUGGGAAGGUUCCACGGUUCAGAAGGCCAAUGCGCUACAUGCCUUACUACUGAAAAGAUGGAUGGCCAUCGGACCGGCAUUGAUACUUAGUGAAGCGAGACUACUUAUUAUAAUGUGAUUCUCUUCUGAAGGUGUAUUGAGGAUCCUAUCUGCCCACGAAAUUUGAUGUUAGUAUUAUGAAAACCUCUUAUCAGGCAUAAUGGACAUUGUAAUAUUAGCUAUUUGCAGCAAUGCAUGCAACAUCAGCUACUUAAUAGAAAUUCUGUUAAGACGGUCGAAACUCGAAUGUCGAGGAUUUAUUUCCUUGUUCAAGUCUUAUUUCUCCUUGUUGACUAUGGGCUGCUUUUAGCUGUUUAUAAUGUUAUAUAUACUUGGUGGUGUGUUGCUCCGACC
Coffea arabica (coffee) is the source of this 1381-nucleotide messenger RNA. NCBI's taxonomy places the organism in Eukaryota, Viridiplantae, Streptophyta, Magnoliopsida, Gentianales, Rubiaceae. The record is from RefSeq and is a predicted model, not a curated record.